CUCAAGAUGUGCGAGUCGUAUGCUGAGUCACAUGGACUCAUGUAUAAUGUAAAAAAAAGUGAGCUAUUAGUUUUUAAGAGCAAAGGUAACUCGCCGGAUGAUAUCCCUCCUGUGACUCUUAACGGAGUUCCUCUUAAAAGAGUCACAGAGUUUAAAUAUCUAGGGCAUAUUGUUACGGAAGACAUGUCUGAUAUAAAAGAUAUAGAAAGGGAGCGCAGGGCGUUGGCAGUCCGAUGCAAUAUGGUAGCUCGCAGGUUUGCACGUUGCAACAAACAAGUAAAAAUAACUCUCUUUAAGGCAUAUUGCCAAACUUUCUACACGUGCAGCCUGUGGGUGUCAUAUACGCAGAGGACCUACAAUGACCUGCGCGUCCAAUAUAAUAAUGGAUUCAGGGUGCUGAUGGAGCUGCCGAGAUUCUGCAGUGCGUCACUGAUGUUUGCUGAGGCUCGUACCGACGAUUUUUAUGCAAUUAUGAGAAAAAGAGCAGCAUCGGUGAUGAGCAGAAUCCGUGGUAGCUCCAACGGCAUUCUGAAGACUUUGUCUGAAAAACUAGAUAAUCCAUUUAUGAGACACUGGAUUGGUUUGCAUAUGCACUCUUAGUGUCUCAUGGAUGGGUAUCUAGUCAAAUAAAUUUAUAUUAUAAUAAAUAAACUAACCUAGUUACUAACAUAGUCUUAAGCAAUUGUUUGUAUUACUAACAAAAUGGAUGUAAUAUCUGGAAUAAAGAUUAUUAU
Molecule: messenger RNA, 734 nt
Organism: Pararge aegeria (speckled wood butterfly)
Lineage: Eukaryota; Metazoa; Arthropoda; Insecta; Lepidoptera; Nymphalidae
Exons: 1
Coding region: 7-600 (197 amino acids)
Source: RefSeq, a predicted model, not a curated record